GAUUCCUCUCUGAUGCUUAGCACAGCCCCUGUCUGUGCCCUCUCACCUGUUUCUUCACCUACCCAAUCUAACAUGGAGUACUGCCUUAACCCAAACUCUCCCAAUUCCCCUCUUCAAACAACUACGCCGCCUCCAUGAGCUCCAUCACGGUGCUUCGCUGGUGCUGGCGCCUUGUUCUCCGCUCUUCCCCUUGUCUUCUUCGCGCUCUAUCCUUCACCACCGCCUCCGACAACCCUAUGCUGCCUCUACAGGCGACUUCUCCAUCUCCGGCAUCCUUCUCGCCAGGCGGACGGACGGUUGGUUUGCUUAUGGAAGGUGGAUUUGUUGGUGAGUGAGUGACCAUGCAGUGGAGGCAUCCUCCGCGGGGGCUAAGGUGAGGCAGAUUCGCCGGGGACAUGGAGUCAUGCGUCUGCGCGUGCGCGUGGCCAACUGCGCCUACCGUGGUGGCACUCUUCGCCACCGGUUAUGAAGAAGGGGUGGCUGAGGCGCCUCAUGAUGUCGAUCCCAUGAGGGAGGCCACCUGUUGCUUUCCAAUUUUUCUGCUGGGUCACGCAUGAAUAGCCAAGACAAUAAUCUUAAAAAUUUCUUUCAGACAAAUGGGCAUGUGGUUUUUCAAAGAGUGGAGAACAACUGUAGCCUAAGAUAUUUUACGGAAAAUGAGAUACGGCAAAUCACCCGUGGUUAUAGCAUUUUACUGGGAAAAGGUUCAUUCGGUAAAGUCUACAAAGGAAUGCUGGAUGGUCGAUGCCCUGUUGCUGUGAAGCGAUACAUACAUGGAACCCGGAAAGAGGAGUUUGCCAAGGAGGUGAUAGUACAUUCUCAAAUAAAUCACAAGAAUGUUGUUCGACUUUUGGGCUGCUGCACGGAGGAAAAUGCUCUAAUGAUCGUUAUGGAGUUUAUCUGUAAUGGGAACCUGAAUGAUAUCCUUCAUUGCAGCAACACAAAUGGACGUGUUCCUUUCUCUUUGGGCAAACGUUUAGACAUUGCCAUUGAGGUUGCUGAAGUGCUCUGGUGCAUGCAUUCAAUGUAUAAUCCCGUUCUCCAUGGUGACAUCAAACCUGCUAAUAUACUUGUGGAUGAAAAUCUUUCACCAAAGCUAUCUGAUUUUGGAAUAGCAAGAUUGCUUUGUGCUAAUGGGGCUCAACAUACUAACAAUAUCAUUGGAUCUAUAGGUUAUGUUGAUCCUGCAUUCUGCAUGAAUGGAAUUCUAACCCCAAAGAGUGAUGUUUACAGCUUUGGAGUGGUUUUGCUGGAAAUCAUCACCAGAAAAAAAGCAGUGGAUGGGACCAUCACCCUUGCUCAGCGUUUCACUGAGGCUGUUGAACAAGGGAAGAAGGUGAUGCAUUUGUUUGACGAGGACAUCAACAAUACAAAAAACAUGAACUUCCUCGAAGAUAUUGGCAAGUUAGCAGUUAAAUGCUUGAGGAGGGAGGUUGAAGUGCGUCCUGAAAUGGUUGAAGUAGCAACUAGUCUAAGAAUGAUUAGGAAAGCUCUAGAGGAAGAAGAGGGAAAUCUGAUUCAGCAGAACAUAAGUGCACCAAGCAACUCAAUUCCUUCAAAGAAUGUGAAGUCAUCAGCACAGCAAUUUGGCAAUCUAAAAAUCUUUAAACAAGAGGAAAUUAAGCUUAUGACAAAAAACUACAGCAUGAAAUUUAGGGAAGAGUUCUGUGAACGGCUGUACAAUGGAGUCAUUGGCACAACACAUGCAGUUAUAGUAAAGCAAGUGAGAACAUCUUCAGAAAGUGACAGAAUGAUGUUUCUGAAGACUAUGAGCAUACUGUCUCAGAAGUAUCACAAAAAUAUUGCCAAUGUUGCUGGCUUCCACUUAGGGGAUUCCAUUUCAGAGUGUGUGUAUGAAUCUUGCUGUGAUUUAUCCCAGGGAAAUGACGGCCAUGUUUGCUUCUGUAACCGAAACCUUUAUGACAUUAUCUGCACCAGGGAAAAACUCCCCCUUCAUCUACGUUUAUCAAUAGCCGUCCAGUGUGCAGAGGGCCUGGUUCAUAUCCAUUCAUUGUUAGCUGAAAAUCCUGAUUCACAUUCUACAGGCCUCUUGGGAAACUUCAGGUCGAUCAAUAUUUUUCUGGACAAGAACUUCGUGCCAAAAGUCUUCAAUUCUAAUUUAUCAACAUUUCUUGGGCUUUCAGUCAUGCAGAAACAUACCGCCUCUGUCGAUCGUCCUAAUGACCAAAGAUCACAAAUAUAUUAUUUAGAUGGAAGGGAUAUUUCUGGUCAGCUGUUCAAUCCCAAGUCUGAUGUUUAUAGCUUUGGAGCUGUUCUUUUGGAACUCAUCACUUGGAAGACAGUGAGAUACAUGUCUAGUGGAAGAGUUCACAUGCUUACCAAAGACUUCCUUGAUACUUAUAGAAUAGACCAUAGUGCAGCGAUAUCUUUUGGCAAGAAGGUUUAUGAUGAGCAAGCUCAGAGUAUUAGAAGCAAACUCAUCAUGGCUACACAAACAAAAGCUAGUGGUGACAACAAACCAAACCAACAUGUAGCCCCUCCCCUUACCAAGAAGUUUGUCAAAACUCCACCAACUAUUGUAUCGAUCAUUCCCCUGAACAUAUUGGAGAAGAUAACUAGCAACUUCAGUAAUGAUGCCCUAAUAGGAGAGGGCCCAGACGCCAGAGUUUUCUUUGGAGAGCUUAGUGAUGGGCAGAAAUCUGCAAUAAAGAAGCUUGAUCCUAAUGAAAAAAUUGUAGUGCAGGUUUUGACCAUUUCAAGAAUGUUGAAGCAUGACAACAUUGUCCAAAUUCUUGGAUAUUUUAUUGAAGGGGAAAAUCGUGUUCUUGCUUAUGAGUAUGCACCAAAGGGUUCCUUGCACGAUAUUCUUCAUGAGGGUGUCAGAGGAGCCCAGCCAGGAACACCUCUAUCAUGGGAGCAGCGAGUGAAGAUUGCUCUAAGUGCUGCAAAAGGGCUUGAGUUCCUCCACGAGAAGGCUGUGCCUCCUGUCAUCCACACCAACAUCAGGUCCAACAACAUAUUUAUCUUUGGCAAUGAUGUUGCAAAAAUAGGUGACCUCGGCGUCUCCAAGCAGCUUUAUCCUGAAAGUGAUAAUGACUACUACAAUACCCGACUAUAUCCUCUGCGCAGUUUUGGCUAUGAUGCAAUUGCACCAGAGUGUAGGAGGACAGGACAGUAAAGUGUAAAGAGCGAUAUCUACGCUUUGGGGCUGUACUGUUGGAGCUUUUAACUGGUCGCAAAGUAGUUGAUUAUUCACUUCCGCGUUUCCAGCAGAGCCUCAUAACAUGGGCUACACCAAGGCUUAGUGAAGACAAGGUGAAGCAAUGCGUAGAUCCAAAGCUUGGAGGAGCAUUCCCACUCAAGGCUGUUGCCAAGAGCCUAGAUCUUUCAAGGAUUGAUCGGAUCAUCCAGCGCUCCCUUGGAUCACCUCAUGCGAAAAAAAAAAUGUCUUUCCAAUGCUUCCUUUGCCCACCGUCAAGCUGGUGUCGGAGUCCAGCGUGUUGAAGGUAGAGGAGAGGUCGGUGGUGGAACAAGGGGCUGAAGGCCAUUUCGGAGGGGAAGCUAGCCGUUAUCCUUUUAGCCGGUGGAGACUUGGCCUGGCAGCUCUGAUCCUAAAGGGUGUUUCGUUCAACAUCUGGUGGGAUAAUCGAUAGAGCUAUAUAUGCAGAGGAUAGGACAUGGUGACUUUAUGAAAUUGUCUGUAACAGUGAAAUAUCUUGGAAUAUAUGUCGAUUACUUAAGAUCUUGUUGAAGGAUAUCUGGAAUUGGCUGCAGAGACAAUCAUUUUUGUGGCAGUCAUGCCCGGGUAGGGUGUAGAGUACUGCAUUACAGUGGAUGUUGAUCUACAUGUAAGUAUAGGUGUUUGAACUACUGCCCUCUAAUUUAGCAUCAUCUUGAGUCUUUUUUCUCCAUGCUUAAAUUUAAUUUGUUCAUAGUUCAGACAUUUCAUCUUUAUUAAAUUAAAUUUAUGCUAAGUAUUUGGCAUACAAACUGUACACUCUAAGUUGACAAAUCUCAUAUAUGCUAUUAUCUCCAAAGAUGUUGCUUCCAAAGAUAAAAACUCAAAAUCUUUAGAUUUUAAAAUUCUAUCUCAAAUCUAGUGGGACUGCACUCAACUUAGUUGAUUUGUGAUUGUUUGGUGAAACAAUGUAGUUUUUCAAAUAAUUAUACUUAACUUAUCACCUAUGUAUAGCUUACUGCAAAGCAUAACUCAUGUAUUUCAGUAUUGCAUUUCUCCUUGCUUUUCACCAAAUAAUAUAUAGUACUUGAACUCUAUAGUUUCCCGUCCUGAAUUUGACAAGAAUAAGCUAAAAUUACGGGUAAAGUUUGCUUUGGAGUGUAAAUUUGCUAUUCUGCCAUAGAUUUAUAGUUACAGCUGGGAGCUAUUUCUAGACAGUCAACUCUCCUGAAAAUCGAUUCAUAUUCCAAAGGCAAGGCAUCAGGUAUACCUAACCUCUCUUUCUAUCUAAAUUGAUUUGCUUUCUUCCCAGGAUAUAAUCAAAUACAAACAAUUACAAAUAACAAAAUACGGAGUAACACAAAGGCAGUUACUAAAGACUCCCUAUAGUGUUGUCACUCGCAUUUUAGCAUAGCGAUCUCCCACGGACAAAGUUGUGCUGAAACACGGUCUACAUCUAUCAUAUAGUGCUGCAGCAUAUGACCUCAUAAAAUUUUCAGCCCUACCACCCACCAACAACAGAAGAUAUUCACUAAGUCGCUUCAGUGCUACACGUUCUAGCAAUGCCUACGAACAUCUAUAGACAUUGUUAUUCAUUUACAUCAUCUGCAUCUUCCCAUCCAAUGAAAACUCACAUACAAAUAUAUUCGUGCAGGUAACCGCGGGCGUACAUUUAGGGAGCUGUGCUUUUGCGAAAAAAAAUGUCCAGCCCACAACUGAUCUAAAAAAGUACAUCGAAGCUAUUAAGCGGUUCCUACACCAUUCAAGCAGCUUCUAUGCUGUAACCAUCAACAGCACAUUCAUCAAGCAAGAUAGAGUUUACUUUACAAAGGAAUUUUCACAGAACUACAUAAAACCGCUAAUGGAAGGUAAAAAACCGUCGACACUGAAGUACAAGUAGCAGGAGGUAUUUCAACCAGCAUGAUCCUCCACGUUUCAACAGAUGACCGUUGCAACUUGAAGAAAGGGUGGACAAAGUUCGCAGCACAGAUGACAUAGCUCUCGGAUCAGUUUGCAUCUUCCAUUUCUACAGGACAACCUGCCUGGAGGUUACUAUUGAUGUCCUGUGAAGACCAUAUGGGCAUUCAUAGCUAUCUUAUGAUCAUGCUUCUGCUGCCAGUAAACAAGCUGAUCACUAUCAGGAUCGGCCGCUUCCCUCCCCUGGAAUUGUUACCAUGCUUAUUAGUUCUACACCUUAGGUGCUUACUAUCCAUAGUGCACUAGCUUGGACAUUUUAAGAAACGUCUGUGUAUAUCCAUGUUGCUGCUAAAGACUACUAGAUAUCGGUAUGCCUAUAACUGUUUGGCACUGCAGUUUACUUCUAUUUCACUUCCUGCUUUCUUGCUCUCUUUUUUAAC
Molecule: messenger RNA, 5496 nt
Organism: Oryza sativa Japonica Group (Japanese rice)
Lineage: Eukaryota; Viridiplantae; Streptophyta; Magnoliopsida; Poales; Poaceae
Source: RefSeq, a predicted model, not a curated record